UUUUGCUGCACAGCUGCAUUCCGUGUUGCGUUUGUAUACUUUUCGCAAUUUUUGUGGCAAGUAAAUAAUACAGAAGGUGUGCCAUGGCUCGAAACAGCAAUGAAAACAAAGACGACAACAUCGAUCCAGCUUCCGUGGCCUCUAACGUCAAAAAUACCUUCAAACAGGACGUCAUAAAGGAGCUUCUGAACAGCUCUUUCGAAGACAACAAGACGAAGCUGGGCAAUGAUGCGUUGUCUCUGGUUGUGGAAGUGGCCAAAUGCCUUGUUACGGAGACUUGUCUCCGUGCCUCGAGCCAGGCACUGCGGGAAUCUUGUGACAAAGUUGACAUUGAGCAUGUUGAAAAAUGCCUACCGCAGCUGAUGCUGGACUUCCCAUAAACAAACCCAAACCCUCAAGAAACUUCCAACCCAAUUUUCAGUUGUGACUCAAGUAUUGAGGCCUUAACAAGAUAAUAAUUUUACUGCAACUUGGAUCUGCGGUCUGACUGAUUUACA
This is a messenger RNA of Cydia fagiglandana, 497 nucleotides long. It is a transcript of the gene MHF2, whose product is annotated as centromere protein X-like. Gene Ontology annotation, biological process: resolution of meiotic recombination intermediates; kinetochore assembly; replication fork processing. The record is from RefSeq and is a predicted model, not a curated record. Gene Ontology annotation, cellular component: Fanconi anaemia nuclear complex; FANCM-MHF complex. The coding region runs from base 84 to 380 and encodes 98 amino acids. The transcript is spliced from 3 exons. NCBI's taxonomy places the organism in Eukaryota, Metazoa, Arthropoda, Insecta, Lepidoptera, Tortricidae.